This is a messenger RNA of Argentina anserina (silverweed cinquefoil), 1727 nucleotides long. RefSeq names its product IRK-interacting protein. The record is from RefSeq and is a predicted model, not a curated record. The transcript is spliced from 2 exons. Bases 103 to 1554 code for a protein of 483 amino acids. NCBI's taxonomy places the organism in Eukaryota, Viridiplantae, Streptophyta, Magnoliopsida, Rosales, Rosaceae.
CACAGACCCACCCCCAAACGAACCCAGUCACGUAUAUAGAUCAUAUUAUGUGUCACCACUCCCACACAGAGCACUGAAACCAAAAACUCCCCAAACCAGAAAAUGGCUCCCUCGUCUUCUUCCCCUUCCUCCAAAUCCCCACCUCCCCCUACCACAACCUACUUCACCCCUAUUCAAGAAGAAGAUGGAAAUGAGAGUACUAGCACCACCACCCCAAACAAAGCUACUCCAAAGCACACGUCCACACCUCUCCACUACAAGCACGGCAAGCGUCACAGUAAGAAGCGCUCGGAGAUUUCCGCCGGGUCGUCGUCGGCUACUCGGGAAGAGGAAGAAAUAGACGACAUGUCGGUGAACUGCAACAAGUGUCGACCAAACGGUCGGGAGAGGAUCUCGGUGGUGCCCUUGGACACCAACAGCGGCUUCAACCGCAAAAACGGCUCGUCGUCGUCCGUCCCCAUGGCCAGCCCCAACGGCAUUCUCAAGUCGAUUCUCUCGUCGUUCACUAGAAAGAGCAGCCCGAAACUACCGAUGGACCCUUACGCCGCGGCGAGGGAGGAGAAGUGGAAAAUCGCGGUGGCGGAGCUGUCACAGAAGCUGAUUCAGACGACGAGGAAGAGAGACGAGGCGGUUCUAGAAGCUUCGCGGCUGAAGUACUCGAUGGCCGAGCUGGAGAAGAAGCUGAACAAGCUUGAAGUCUACUGCCAUGGGUUGAAGUCCGGGCUUGAAGAGUGCAGCACCGGAAAUUCGCCGUACAAUUCGGGAUCGAAGACAGCGCAUCAUAAACGACAGAGCUUCAACGGGUUCAACGACAGCAACAAAGCCGUCGUAGAGCAUUUUCUGGUGGCCGUCUCCGAAGCAAGGACCGCGGUCCGGCUCCUGAGCCGGUCGCUGACUAUGCAGCUCCGCCACAUGGCCGGGACCAAAGUAUACGACAAGAUCACGGUUCUUCUUCAUCCCUACGACAUUAAGCUCUCCUUAUCCAAGAACCCAAGAAGCUUGCUGUUCUACUUGGAAGCUCUGCUGAACAAGACGUUCUUCGACGAGUUCGAGUCGCCGGGGUUUUGUAAGAACUCGGGGAACCACAUCUUGAACCCGGUCGAGAAAUGCGAGGCGAACUACGCGUCGUUUAAUAUGCUCGGGGGGCUGACGUGGUACGAGGUGCUGAUCAAGGGGACCAGGCAUUUCAGCGAGGAGUUCAGUAGGUUCUGCGAUAGGAAAAUGAGCGACAUUGUGGCGAUGCUGGGCUGGAACCGGGCCUGGCCCGAACCGCUUUUGCAGGCCUUCUUUGGAGCCGCCAAGAGUGUGUGGCUGGUUCAUCUAUUGGCCACGUCGGUCCACCCGAGCUUGCCGGUUUUCCGGGUCGAAAGCGGAGUCGGGUUUGACUCAGUGUAUAUGGAGGAUAUGGGCGGAGACAAGGCAAGGAAGUUGGUGCCUUCGGUGGUUAGGAUCAUGGUGGCGCCGGGGUUCUAUGUUUAUGGGAGCGUGGUCAAGUGCAAGGUGCUAUGCAGGUACAAUAGUAAUAUUAAUGGUCUGACCCCAUCGUCACCUUAAAUCUGAGACCUUUUUUCUACUAGCUUAUCACACUUAAUUUGGUGCCCUUUUGAUCUUGUUAUUUGGUAAUAUGAUGUUAUUAUGUAUGCACCCUCUAGUAUAAUGGUCAUUUGAUGAUCAAAACAAGUGGCAUUUUUUUGUUUAUGAUGAGAUUGUUGCAUGUACCAUUUUCC